AUGGACGGGCUAAUCGAGGAGCUCAGCAAUACCAAAGUCGGAUGCCACGUUGAAGGCGUUUGCGUCAAGAAUAUCAGCUACGCAGACGAUAUGGUGCUGCUGAGCCCCUCGAUAGGUGCUCUCAAGCGUCUUCUGCACAUUUGUGAACGUUAUGCGGUGGCCCAUGGACUCAAAUAUAAUGUUAGUAAAAGCGAGUUGAUGGUUUUCAAGGUAGGUAGCAAAACCCAUACUGUGCCGAGGCUCACUCUCGCAGGUUCUCCGUUGAAAACAGUUACAAAGUUUAAAUAUUUGGGUCACUGGGUCACUGAUAACUUUAGCGAUAAUCUAGACAUAGAGCGGGAGCGGAGGUCGUUGGCCGUCCGAUGUAACAUCCCGCAGCCCGCAGCUUUUUGUGUCUCCUUUUACUCGUGCGGCCUGUGGUUGGACUACACGCAGGGGGCGUACAAUGAACUUCGCGUGCAAUACAACAACGCGUUCCGUGUGUUGUUGGGGCUGCCGCGGCGGUGCAGCGCGUCCGGCUUAUUCACCGAGGCGAGGACUGACGGUUUCGCAGCCGUGAUGAGGAAGAGGUGUGCCUCCCUGGAAGCACGGUUACACGCCAGCCCCAACCGUAUCCUGAGCGUGUUUGCGAGCUGCUCGGACAGCCCAAUGUUGGCCCGGUGGAAGUCAUUGCACGUUAAAAUAUGA
Hyposmocoma kahamanoa is the source of this 687-nucleotide messenger RNA. RefSeq lists its product as uncharacterized. The record is from RefSeq and is a predicted model, not a curated record. The transcript is spliced from 2 exons. Bases 1 to 687 code for a protein of 228 amino acids. Lineage: Eukaryota; Metazoa; Arthropoda; Insecta; Lepidoptera; Cosmopterigidae.